Molecule: messenger RNA, 3600 nt
Organism: Penicillium macrosclerotiorum
Lineage: Eukaryota; Fungi; Ascomycota; Eurotiomycetes; Eurotiales; Aspergillaceae
Product: chromosome segregation protein SMC
Exons: 5
Coding region: 1-3600 (1199 amino acids)
Biological process (GO): mitotic sister chromatid cohesion
Cellular component (GO): chromosome
Molecular function (GO): protein binding; ATP hydrolysis activity; cohesin loader activity
Source: RefSeq, a predicted model, not a curated record
AUGUAUGUCAAGCAAAUAAUUAUCCAGGGCUUCAAGAGCUAUAAGGACCAAACAGUCAUCGAGCCCUUUUCCCCCAAACACAAUGUCAUCGUCGGCCGCAAUGGUUCCGGCAAGAGUAACUUCUUCGCGGCGAUUCGGUUUGUCCUAAGUGAUGCCUACACCCAUCUUGGAAGAGAGGAGCGCCAGGCUCUUCUGCACGAAGGAUCGGGCUCUGCAGUGAUGUCGGCUUAUGUGGAGAUUAUCUUUGACAACUCAGAUGAUCGAUUCCCCACAGGCAAGCCUGAAUUGGUUCUCCGUCGCACGAUCGGUAUCAAGAAGGAUGAAUACACACUCGAUCGAAAAAAUGCUACUAAGAACGACGUUAUGAAUCUCCUCGAGUCCGCUGGUUUCUCUCGGUCGAACCCCUACUACAUUGUUCCCCAGGGUCGGGUGACCGCUUUGACCAAUAUGAAAGACUCUGAGAGGCUGGUACUUUUGAAGGAGGUUGCCGGAACGCAGGUCUAUGAAGCUCGUCGAGCCGAGUCACUCAAAAUCAUGCAGGAGACGAAUAGCAAGCGCGCCAAGAUCGAUGAAUUGCUAGACUACAUUUAUGAGCGGUUAGCAGAACUCGAAGAGGAGAAAGAUGAACUCCGAAAUUACCAAGAAAAGGAUAAGGAGCGCCGGUGCCUUGAAUACACAAUUUACUCUCGCGAGCAACACGAGAUUGCCAAUGUUCUUGAAAAUUUGGAAGAGGCCCGACAGAAUGGAGUCGAGGACGCGGACAACAAUAGAGAUCAGUUUAUUGAGGGCGAGAAGGCCAUGGCCCAGAUUGAUGCAGAGAUUGCGGAGUGUCGCCAGCAGAUUGAGUUCUUGAGAGUUGAUAAAGCCCAGCUAGAAGACGAGCGCCGAGAGGCUUCCAAAGCCUUGGCUCAAAUCGAACUUCAGGUUAAAUCUCUUUCAGACAACCAGGCGGCUGCACAGGCUCUCAAGUCGCGUCACGAUUCCGAUCUGAAUGCUGUCAAAACAGCAAUCAAUGAGCGCGACGCCGAACUUCAGAAUAUCCUGCCGCUUUUCAAUGCAUCAAAAGACCAAGAAGAUGCUGUCAAGGCUCAGUUGACUGAGGCAGAGACCUCCCGCCAACGUCUUUACGCCAAACAAGGUCGGAAUUCGCGUUUCAAGAACAAGUCUGAGCGAGACAAGUGGUUGCAGAUGGAGAUUCGUGAGACUCAUAGAUCUGUUUCAAAUGUCCAAGGCGUUGUUUCACAAACCCAAGAAGACAUUAAAGAGUUGGAAGGCGAGAUUGCCCUACUUGAGCCUGAAACAGAGCGUUUACGCAAGCAGAUUGACGGCAGGGGUGAUACUAUGCAUAAUGUGGACCAGCAGGUUCAAACUGCAAAAGACGAGCGAGAUCGACUCAUGGACCAAAGAAAGGAGUUCUGGAGAGAAGAGGCGAAGCUUGACUCGGUGCUCUCAAGUGCUUCCCAGGAAAUGGACCGCGCAGAGCGCACUCUUUCUCACAUGAUGGACCACAACACCAGCCGUGGUAUCGCAGCCGUCCGAAGAAUCAAGCGCCAGCACAAUCUUGAGGGUGUCUAUGGUACCCUUGCUGAGCUCUUCGAUGUGAGUGAUAGGUACCGCACCGCGGUUGAAGUUACAGCUGGACAGAGCUUGUUUCACUAUGUUGUCGACACUGAUGAAACUGCCACAACGGUGUUGGAGAUACUGCAAAAGGAGAAGGCAGGCCGUGUUACCUUCAUGCCAUUGAACCGCCUUCGCUCGAGGCCCAUGAGCAUGCCUCGCGCGAGUGACACAAUUCCCAUGAUCGAAAAAUUGCAGUUCGACCCAGCAUAUGAGCGAGCUUUCCAGCAUGUCUUUGGCAAAACAAUCAUUUGUCCGAACUUGCAGGUUGCCUCGCAGUAUGCCCGCAGCCAUGGCGUCAAUGCGAUCACACCCGAAGGUGACCGGUCUGAUAAGCGUGGUGCUUUGACUGGUGGUUACCAUGAUUCCCGUCAGUCCCGACUGGAUGCUGUCAAGAACGUUGGCAAGUGGAGGGAUGAAUACGAGACCAAGCGGAAUCGUGGUACCGAAAUCCGAAAAGAGCUCGAGAAGCUGGAUCAACUGAUCACCAAGGCUGUCGGCGAGCUGCAAAAACUAGAGCAACAGAGGCACCAGGUGCAAAAUAGCAGUGGCCCGCUACGCCAAGAGCUCCGAAGCAAGCGCGACCAAUUGCAAAACAAGACCGACAGCCUUGAUGCAAAACGCCGUGCUCUGCGCAAUGUGGAGUCCAACCUUGCUGCUCUCAACGAUCAGGUCAACGCUUUCCAGACCGAGUUGUCUUCGCCAUUCCAAAAAGCCCUUACCAACGAGGAAGAAGCUAGCUUGGAGACUUUGAGUGGAACGGUGCAGGAGCUUCGUCGACAGUAUCAGGACCUUUCAACCAAGCGUAGCGAGCUUGAGGGUCGAAAGUCUGUGCUGGAAGUCGAACUUCGUGAGAAUUUGAACCCCCGUCUCGAUCAGCUCAUGAACAGAGAUCUCGAUAUGGCGGAGGAAGAGGUCCAGGGUAACCUGAAAGAAACUCAACGUGAGCAGAAGCGGCUUAACCAGGCACUGGAGAAGCUCAACAAACGUCUUGGUCAAGUUGACACCUCGAUUGAGGAGGCCAAUGCCCGUGUUAGCGAUUUGCAACAGCGUAAUUCUGAUACACGACGAAGCAUGGAGGACCUUGCUCGGUCAAUUGAGAAACAUCAACGCCGCAUGGAGAAAAGCAUGCAGAAGAAAGCAGCACUCACUAAACAAGCCGCCGAAUGCGCUGCCAAUAUUCGUGAUUUAGGUGUCCUCCCCGACGAAGCCUUUACCAAGUACAAGAACACCGAUUCCAAUGCGGUUGUGAAGAAGCUCCAUAAGACAAAUGAGGCACUGAAAAAAUAUUCCCACGUCAACAAGAAGGCUUUUGAGCAGUACAAUAGUUUUACUAAGCAACGUGAAACCCUCACGACCCGUCGGGAAGAGCUUGACGCCUCUCAGAAGUCCAUCGAUGACUUGAUAUCCGUCCUGGAUCAGCGCAAGGAUGAGGCGAUUGAACGGACUUUCAAGCAAGUUUCUCGUGAAUUCGCCAACGUUUUCGAGAAACUGGUUCCAGCUGGUCGUGGUCGCCUGAUCAUUCAGCGCAAAACCGACCGCGCAAUGCAACCCGACGAUGAAGUUGACUCCGAUGACGAAGCUGCUCGCCAGAGUGUCGAGAACUACGUGGGCGUUGGCAUUAGUGUCAGUUUCAAUAGCAAGCACGAUGAGCAGCAGCGCAUUCAACAGUUGAGUGGUGGACAGAAGAGUCUUUGCGCUCUCGCCCUUGUCUUCGCCAUUCAAGCCUGUGACCCCGCGCCGUUCUACUUGUUCGACGAGAUUGAUGCCAACCUGGAUGCGCAGUAUCGUACAGCUGUAGCACAGAUGCUUCAGUCGAUCUCCGACUCUACCAAUGGACAAUUCAUUUGCACCACUUUCCGUCCGGAGAUGUUGCAUGUAGCAGAGAAAUGCUAUGGUGUAAGUUUCCGGCAGAAGGCUAGUACAAUCGACGUGGUUUCGCGCGAAGAGGCGCUUAAAUUCGUCGAGGAGCAGAAGACUUGA